Heterotrigona itama is the source of this 2040-nucleotide messenger RNA. The record is from the annotation of a GenBank genome assembly. Lineage: Eukaryota; Metazoa; Arthropoda; Insecta; Hymenoptera; Apidae.
UUUUUUUUUACUAUGUCGGUAUUACAGAACAUGGGUCACGAAAUCCUACAAAAUGUUGUCUAUUCGUAUACCUCGUCUGUGUUGCUAUAAACUGUUCUGAUAAACGCUGAUACGAAUUUGAAAUGCCUAAAGUGCGUAGAAGUAAAAAACCUCCACCGGAUGGUUGGGAAUUAAUCGAACCAACAUUAGAGGAAUUGGAACAGAAAAUGCGAGAAGCGGAAACGGAACCUCAUGAAGGCAAACGAAAACAGGAAUCUUUAUGGCCCAUAUUUAAAAUUCACCAUCAAAAAUCACGAUACAUAUAUGAUUUGUAUUACAGACGGAAAGCGAUAAGUCGAGAAUUGUAUGAUUAUUGCUUGAACGAAAAUAUAGCAGACAGGAAUUUGAUUGCCAAAUGGAAGAAAGUCGGAUAUGAGAACUUAUGUUGCUUACGUUGUAUACAACACAGGGAUACUAACUUUGGUACAAAUUGUAUUUGCCGAGUACCCAAAGGCAAACUUGAAGAAGGCAGAAUAGUGGAAUGCAUUCAUUGCGGAUGUAGAGGAUGUUCUGGAUAGCAUUUAGCAAUGAUCAUAAGAUAUGUAUUUUUAUCUUUUGUUAAUGAUAUCGCACUGUAACUAUUAUUAUGUGUUAUUAGAAACUAUACUGCAUAAUGUCGAUGAAAAUGUUAUGAAAAUACCUUAUGAAAUACCAAAUACCUUGAUUUGGAUUGAUAGUUUGUGAACUGAUGAUACCAGCUAAAGGCUAAUACAAGAUAUUCUAUAUAAAAAUGAAAUAGCGGAUCGACAUUCUGAAAUGGUGAAAUCUCUUUGAGAAGUUUGUGUAGCGAUUCCAAUAAUUUGCCAAGAAUAUUUAACACUACAACUGUAGACUGAUUCGCCAUCAGCAGGAUUGUUUUCUUCAACUAAACUGUUCAAAAGGGUUUUUGAUGUUUGGGAACCUGUUCCAAUGACUUGCCAUGAAUACUUUAUCUUGCAAACAUGGUCAUUUUUCUGCAAAUUUGCACAAUCCUGGUAUUGAGACUGAUUCUUUGUAAGAAAUGAUAUAAUUGAACAAUUAAUAUUUUCCAGGGAAUGAUGAUGAAAAUUACUCGUAGCCAAGAUUUUACUAUGUGUAGUUUUUAUUGUAUCAUUUCUGUUUGUCUCUGAAAAAUUAUCUGAUGUCGAAAAAUCAAACAUGGUACAUUGAACUUGAUUAAAAGGUUUCGAUUCAAUACGUUUAAUUGGGUAUUCUAAUUCUUCGUCAUAAUUAAUAACAUCAUUAGAAAUCAUCCCUCUUACAUCGAUAUCGUUUAAAAUAGAUCCACGAUAAGAAUCAAAAAUAGAUUGUUUUUCAUUUUGUUCUUUCUUCCUGGUCGUUGUUAUAGAACGCAAUGUGAUCGAAAUAUUUGAAGCAUUAUUUAUAAUUGAAUUGUUCAAAAUAUUCUUUUCUGAUAUUUGUAUAUUUUCAUUAGCAUUUGGUAAUAAAUAUUUAAUCCGAUUUGAAUCAUUCUGCGACUGACGUGCAACGUCAUUGUCCAGUGUGUACAACUUUAAUUUUGUAUCAUUAUAGUAUGUUUUUGGAAGAUUCGACGAAGUACGAUUAAUGCUGUCAAUUGUUUCUUUUUCAUUCAUUUUAUCUUUCUUCUUCCAAUUAUUUGAUCUAGUUAUAUUUUCAUCUAUCAAAGGAGAUUGACAUUUGAACGAAGUCAAAGGCAUAUCAGAAAUCGAUGAAGGAAAUAUUAAUAUUUGUUGCUUUUUAUUCUCUGGUCGUUGAGGAAUAUUUUCUUUUUGACUGUUUAUAAAACUGUAACUUUUAUUAAUCGAAUGCGAUUUUCCUGACAACUUUACUUCUUUAUGUUUACUUAUUACAUUGGUCUGAAAACACAUUUAUGUUGCAUGUAAAUCUUUGAAAGUUAUCAUGAGUGAAAUUUCACUUUAUUUUCCAUAUCAUUGCUAUGUUAAAUAUUAUAAACAAAAACUCUCCUAUUUUUUAGCAUUUAAUUGUGUUUAAUUUUAUUUAUAUCUAAAAAAAAAAAAAUAAAUAUAUAUAAAAUCUAUA